AUGUCCCACGACAGUACUAGCAUUGAGCUGCAGCCUUCGGGCAAGCAUCAUGCUGUUCCAGUCAGCGUCGAUGCAUCAGCCAGACCAGCGGAAGAGAGCGGUAUCUACAGUGUGACCAGAACACGAAAGGUAUUCUCGGGCUCCCAAUUGUUUGCCUUCUCGUUGACGUAUAUGGCAUUGUGGGAGGGUAUGUGCACAAACAUGUACUUUGCUCUCUUCAAUGGCGGACCCCAAACUUUCCUCUUCAGCUUCAUGAUCGUCUUCUGCGGUGCCAUCUGCCAGGCCGCUUCUCUGGGAGAAAUGGCUUCCAUCCAGCCCGUGGCUGGUGCCCAAUAUCACUGGACAUAUUACAUGGCUCCCGCCUCAGUGAAGCGAUUUGCUACUUGGAUCCAAGGAUGGGCAACAUGGUUCGGCUACGUAUCUCUCCUGGCAGCCAUUGCCAACGUAACCAUCAUCCUUCUCGAAUCAAUGAUCAGCAUCAACCAUCCUGACUAUGUUGCUGGAGGAUGGCACACUUCAGUGCUUGUCAUCGCUAUGUGUCUUGUCCACGGGCUUAUGAACAUCUAUGCUUUCAAGCUUAUUCCUUGGGUUGAGAUGGUUGCUGGUGUUCUGCACAUAUGCCUCUUCGUCAUAUUCGUCGUUGUUCUUGUUGUCAUGGGGCCUCGCAACCCUUCUUCAUUCUGGCUGGAGCGCAACAUCUCUUCUGGAUGGGAGAAGAACGAGUAUGUUUCUUGGAACUUGGGCAUGCUGACCUGUGUCUGGAGUUUCACUGGCUUCGACAGUGCUCUCCACAUGUCUGAGGAGACCCGCAAGGCCAAGAGCGCUGUCCCCCGAGCCAUGUUCUGGAGUAUCUUCAUGAACGGAGUGCUCGGUUUCAUCAUGGUCAACGUCCUCAUCUCCGCUAUGGGUUCCGUUGAGGAUAUGCUCAACCAGACCAGUCAAAUCCAAGCCAUCCUCCUCAACGUCACUGGUUCCACCAAGGCCACCACUGCUAUGAUUGCUGGCAUUUUUAUCAUCUCAUUCAGUAGCAACCUGGCCAACAUCGCCUCAGUGUCUCGUCUGACAUGGGCUUGGUCCCGAGAUGGCGGCAUGCCAGCAUACUUUGCCUAUGUCAGUCCCAAGCAUCGCGUCCCUAUCCGAUCCGUUAUCUUCACAGUCUUUCUCGUCUGCGCUCUGAACCUCCUCAAUAUCGGUAACACUUCAUAUGUUGCUUUCGGUGCCAUUACUUCCCUGUCAUCCUUGGCCCUGUACAUCAGCUAUGCCAUUGCCAUUGCAAGCAUCAUCUAUGUUCGUAUGUCCGGCUCAACUUUCAAGCUUGGAGAGUGGAACCUGGGUCGGUUCGGCUUCGCCAUCAACGUCUUUGCGCUGGUGUAUACCCUGUAUAUCAUCAUCUUCCUUCCAUUCCCGUCAACACUUCCCGUCACGGGUGAGAACAUGAAUUACUGUGGACCCGUUAUGGUUGCGGUCCUGGCUAUCGCGGUCGGACUUUGGUUCACCGGUGCCAGGAAGAACUGGACAGGACCUAAUCUGAGUAUCCUUGAGUUUGUUGUUGCGAACGCAAAUUAG
Messenger RNA from Fusarium coffeatum, 1566 nucleotides. RefSeq lists its product as uncharacterized. The transcript has 3 exons. Gene Ontology annotation, molecular function: transmembrane transporter activity. Gene Ontology annotation, cellular component: membrane. Gene Ontology annotation, biological process: transmembrane transport. NCBI's taxonomy places the organism in Eukaryota, Fungi, Ascomycota, Sordariomycetes, Hypocreales, Nectriaceae. The record is from RefSeq and is a predicted model, not a curated record. Bases 1 to 1566 code for a protein of 521 amino acids.